GCUUCACCAGCUGAAUUCCUGCCUCACAGCGGUCUAGUACAGCGAACGGAAAAAGCCUCGCCAAAACAAACCUAGCAAGCGCAGCUAGACCUAUCACCAGGCUAGUCCUUCUCUAUAGCCACCUUCAGCGCAAAGGCUGCUGGGGAAAAGUACGGGGCAGAGCAGGCCGCGCGCUAAUUGACUGCUAGGCCGCGUGCUCCCCUUCGCCAUGGAUGCGGUGCUGGCCGACGCGCUGCUCUCCCAGUGCCCCGGUUGGGGUGCGUGGCUGCGGGCGGUGUGCGGCGAAGAGGGUGCGCUCACCCUCGAGCGAGCGGAGGCGCUGCGUUUCCUUUUGGAACGGGCGACACGUGUCGGGCCGCGCAACCGGGGCGAAGAGGCGCAACGGGCGGCCCGGGAGCUGGCGCUGCACCGCUGCCUCCCGGCGCUUCUCAACGGGAGCGGCGUGCCGGCGGGUGAAAGCCCAGAGGGGUGGCGACGAUUCGUGACAGCCGCCGGUGGAGCGCUGCGUUCCUGCGUUUUGGUCUGCGGACCCCGCCUGGCUGAGCGGUUGGCCGGCGAAGUGCUGGAAACCUGCGCCGGGUUUCAGGCUUCGCAAAUGGAAGGCAGCGUCGAGGUCCUGUGCGCGGCGGCGCCUUGGCUGGAGGAUCCCGCGCUGCUCAGGCGAACCGUGGCGGUCGCCCUGAAGCUGCUGCGUGGGGAGGGAGAAGACGAGCGGGAGGAAGAGAAAGCGUUGCUGGUGGGCGGCAGGUUGUUGCCGGCGUUAGGAAGAAACGGCGCCGCCCUGAGUCUCAUCUGGGAAGGCCUGGUGCUGUUGCCCCUCGCCGACGCCCCGCGGGUGAACCGGACUCUGCUCGUCCUGAGCGCCCUCUCCGACGUCCUGUUUCCCCGACUGGACGGUGUCACGGAUGGCGAGGCAGCUUCGCUGCUGGAUGCGAGGCUUUCUUGCAACUUUUGGGAAGUGGUGCAAAAGGGACUGUCCGAGAGCGAUGCUCUGUGCCGGAAAAGAGCCCGGUAUUUGUUGAAGAAAGCCGUCGAUGCAUCGGACAAAGUGGCCUUGGAGUGCAGGUGUAGCCUGGACCAUGGCAAUGGAUCUUGUUUGUUUUGGUGGUGUGCUGAAAAAAAAGAUCAGUUUACUCAGUUUUGGGAAAAUUAUAUUUUAAUAAUGGAGACUUUGGAAGGAAAUCAGAUACAUGUAAUAAAGCCAGUUUUACCAAAGUUGAAUAGCUUGUAUGAACUUGCAAUAUCAGAAGAAAAGGGUUGUUGGAUGUUCCAUCCUUCAUGGCAUAUGUGCAUUUACAAAAGAAUGUUUGAGAGUGAAAAUAAGACAUUGGCAAAAGAAAGUGUCAUUCACUUUCUUGAAAUCUGGCAAAGAAAGUGUCUUCCCUCAUCACAAGGAUUUUCAGAGUUCAUUAUUGGCCCUUUAAUGGAUGCUCUCUCAGAAAGUUCUCUUUAUAGCAGGGUAUCAGGUCAGAUUAUGGGCACUUGUCCACCAUUAGGAAUAAUUCUGCAGAAUUUCAUGGCGACUUUCUUCACAAGCCUUCCAGAAAGUGAAAAAAGGAGCUUUUUGUUAAAAUUUAUUCAGAAGAUGAGCAAUAGGCACUGGUGCGCUAUUCCUGUUUUGUUUCUCUCCAUGGCAUUGGCACAUAUACCACAGUGUAGAGCACUGGAUAGCAAAGGGCUCCUUGCAUUAAGAAAAGUUCUGCAGUGUACUAUGAUCACACAUCAGAUUCUUCUACGAGGAGCUGCUCAGUGCUUUCUUCUUAAAGCAGCUAUACACUUAAUAGAUACAGAAAAAGUAUCACUCUCAGAUAUUUCAAACUUCAUUACCUAUCUGAAACCAGAGGAGUCAUUAGGAAGAAGAACUGCUUUGUGGAGAAUGCUUUGUGAUUGGUUGCACGUAAAUGACAAGUAUUUUCAAAAGACUUUAAACUGCGAAGUCCCACAAGAUAAAACAGCAUUAAGUGUUUAUGUGCAGCUUCUUGUGGAGGACUAUCUUAAAAUACCUCUUACCAAUUCAGAAGAUUGUCUUCCAGACUGGUUUGAUGCUAAAUGGGUGGCUACAAUGAUUCUUCUAGCUGCAGAUGUGGAAGAGAUAAGGCACACAUAUAAUGACAACAGCAGCACCGAACGGAUUGGCCUGAAGACUCUCUUAAAUCCUCUGCUGGAUGUGUUGCUGAAACUUGGCACUAAUCCCUACAUCUCAUCACUGAAAAUUGAUAAAAGCCUACAACUGCUAUUGAAGAUAAUGCAGACUUGUUCAAUCAAAACUUCUAGACCAGAAGUUGAUGCAAUAAUAGUAUUUCUCCAGAAGUCAAUUAUGCUCGCCACCGAAAGUAUUUUGGAUUUUCUCCUCAGAAGACUUACUGCAAAUGAACUAAAUAUUAUGUCACAUCUGGAACACUGUAAUUUAUAUCUACAAGUGUUGUCAGAACUAAUGAAUUUCUAUUCAGCCAGUGGAUGGAGAAAAGGACCAUUUCUCUGCACUUUUGUCUCAUCUUUAAUAAAUACUUCUCUCUACAAUCUGCAGGAGAUACAUGAUGACGAGGACAUAAAACUUGAAGAACAGAUUCAGAAGGUAGUAAGUUUGGCAGCAUUAAGGGUUGUUUGUGAAAUUAUGGAUCAGAAGCCAGACCUUCAACUUCAGUUUCUACCAGCUGUUGACUCCCUUAAAACGGCUAUUUUCAGCACCCAACUUAACCAUGUAUUAAAGAAGCCUAACAACAUGGAACAAAAUAGUUCAGUUGAAGAAACAGCAUCUCAUGAAGGAUGGGGGAAAAUUGUAGCACGUUACAUACAUGAUCAGUGGGUUUGUCUUCAUUUUGUUCUCAACAAUUAUCAAAAUCUUUCCAAGGACAAACAUUUAGAACAUUUUUAUGAUGUUCAGGACUACAAAAGAAUGUUACAGUCUGCGCUAGAAGCAAUAAUGGUUCUUCCUUCUGACCAUGUUUUACCAGUUUUUCACUGCAUGAAAAUAUUUGUUUCCAAGCUUAUGGAAUCUUCUGAAUCUCUAUGCAUAGAAGCUUUUGAAAUGUCAUGGAAAAUAAUAUUUUCUCUUAGCAACACACAACUGAUAUUUUGGCCUAAUUUAAAAGCUUUUAUUCAACUUGUGUUUGAUCCUGAAAUUCUUGUUACCGCAGCCAAGUUCAAGAGUGAAGCAUACCUAAAGAUAAAAGAGAUUAUAUUUCAAAUGAUUGAACUUUCAUCUACAAAGACUGGAAUCUUUAAUGUUCUAGUAAGCCAUUGCUGUCAAUCUUGGCUGUUUCCUCCUGGUGAAAUAACUACCGUGGAAAAUGCCUUUUCAAAUGCUGGCAACUACAUUGAACUCCUUAUUGAGGCUUGUUUGUUUGGAACUAUUUUCAGGCGUGAUCAAAGACUCGUUCAGGAGGUGUACGCUUUUGUUGAAAAUCUUGGAGAUAAAUGUGCAGCAAAUGUUGUUACAGAAAGUAAGAACAGAGAUGACCAUUAUGUGCGAGUUUGUGCUAUCAAAUUUAUCUGCUUGCUGGAUGAAUCAAACAAGCAGCACAAGAAAUUUAUAGGAGAUUUUGUCAUGAAACUACUUGAUAAAGGUGAAUUAAUGUCCAAAUCAAAAGUCCGCUAUUAUGUGAACUCCUUACAACAUAGAAUUGAAAAUCGCCUGUGGCAGACAUUGCUAGUUCUGUUUCCAAAACUUGAUGAGGAUCUUUUAUCAAGAAUUGUUGACAGGAUUCUUCAAGCUGGACAUAAUAAUAAUCAAGCAUCAGUAAAGUAUUUAAUAGAGUGGAAUAUAAUUCUGAUUUUACACAAGUUUCCUCAUUAUCUUCAAAAAUUCUGGAACUGCUUUAAUUAUGAUGAAGAUCAAUUUAAAACUAGCAUUUGCACAUUUUUAGCAGUCCUGUCACAUUUUGACAUAAUUCUCCAGAAUACAGCUGAAAAAAUAUCAGCCUUGAAGAAAGCGCUAAUUGUUGUCCUACAGUGGUGCUUCCAUCACAAUUUUAGUAUUCGGCUUUAUGCUUUGAUUGCACUUAAAAAAAUUUGGGGAAUGUGCAAAGCAUCACAUGUGAACGAUUUUGAUACUUUAACUUCAGUUAUUGAAUGUAGUCUAAAUCAAGUGGAACUCAUGCAUGGCACAGGGAAUGCUAAGAAGAAUUGGCAGCGCAUCCAGAAACAUUUUUUCUUUGAAUAUUUUCAUCCACUUAAGGAUUACUGUCUUGAAACAAUAUUUUACACGCUGCCACGCCUUUCAGAAACUCCUGAAGAGGAAUGGAUCUCUCUCUCUAAAUUUACGGCAUUCAAAGAUAUUCCAUUGAGUUCAACAUUUCCAUCCUGCCAUUCUCAAACUACACUUCUUGACCUUAAGCCAAAUGACUGGACUCAGCAAGAUAUCGGACUGAAUUUAGCUGAGCCCAAUAAUGAAAGGCGGUGGAUGAAUGUUCAGAAAAAAAUUAUCCCUUGCAAAGCCAGUGCUCCUGAUUUGGAUCUGGAGCUUAUAUUUCAAGAUCGUGCCACUAAACUUGGAAAAUCAAACAGGAAAUUGAUUGUAGUUGCUUCACUCAUUGAUAAACCCACCAAUUUAGGAGGUUUGUGUCGAACGUGUGAAAUCUUCGGUGUUUCUGCUUUAACAGUUAGCAACCUCCAUUAUAUAAACGACAAACAAUUCCAGCAUCUCAGCGUGUCUGCUGAACAAUGGCUUUCUGUUAUUGAAGUAAAGCCAUUUCAGCUUAUUGAAUAUUUGGAACAGAAGAAAAUUGAAGGCUAUUCUAUAAUAGGGGUGGAGCAAACAGCCAAAAGUUGCAAUUUAAUGGAAUAUUUCUUUCCAGAGAAAUCCCUGUUAUUAUUGGGAAAUGAACAUGAGGGAAUCCCAGCAAAUGUAAUUCAGCACCUGGACACUUGUGUAGAAAUUCCUCAGCAAGGAGUUAUUCGUUCACUUAAUGUACAUGUAAGUGGUGCUCUGCUCAUUUGGGAAUAUACAAGACAGCAGAUGGCCAAGGAAAAAGAACAAAGACAAAAUGUUUAAUUUUUGUUGAAGCUGAUAACUCGAUGGUGCUAUAAAUUCCCUGAAAUGACGAUAGCUACAAUUUAAUUAUGUAUUUUGUAUAUCUUCAUUUUAAACAAAAUUAAUGUUAAUUUUUAAAACCAUGAGAGUAUUAAAAUUGUUUUUAAUGCA
Pantherophis guttatus is the source of this 5143-nucleotide messenger RNA. It is a transcript of the gene TARBP1, whose product is annotated as tRNA guanosine 2 -O-methyltransferase TARBP1. Lineage: Eukaryota; Metazoa; Chordata; Lepidosauria; Squamata; Colubridae. Gene Ontology annotation, biological process: tRNA methylation. The record is from RefSeq and is a predicted model, not a curated record. Gene Ontology annotation, molecular function: RNA binding; tRNA (guanine) methyltransferase activity.